AUGGUCAGAAUAUCGAUCCCUACUCUCCCUCCAACUCCUCUCCUCCCACCUACAAAACUCUCCCUCCUCCCUCUCAACCUAGCUUCUCAACAUCUGUCGAAGUUUAUCCAAGAUGGGAAAGGUAAAACAGGAUUAAUCACCGGUGCUGGAGUAAGUGUAGAUUCAGGUAUAAGAGCUUAUAGAGGUAAAGAAGGACAUUAUACUAAUCCUAAUUAUACUCCGAUAUUGUAUCAUGAAUUAGUAGAGAAUAGUCCACGAGGAGAAAUAUUCCGCUCACAUAUAGAUUGGGCUCGUUCUUUUCUCGGUUAUCCACCAGUCAGAGAUGCACUACCAAAUCCAACUCAUAUAUAUAUCGCCGCAUUACAGGUUUUGGGUUUAGCUCCUAAGCAUAUUACACAAAAUGUGGACAACCUUCAUCCCAAAGCCAUCUCCAUAAUCCAAUCUUUAUUUCCCUCAACCUUCCCUGCUCCACCCAGACCAACGCUGCUCGAACUUCAUGGAACAUUAGCAAAAGUUCAUUGUCUGGAACAUCGACAUGAGCAAUCUAGAGAUGAUUAUCAGCAAGAACUGGCGGAUAUGAAUCCGGUUUGGAACGAGGAGGCGAAAGAAGCUGAACGGACUGGUCGUCGUCCACGGACCAACCCCGAUGGUGAUGUCGACCUCCGUGGAGUGGACUAUACUUCUUUCCGAGUUCCCGGCUGCCGGAUAUGUAGGGAAAGAGGAGGGAAGGAAGGUAUCGUCAAGCCCAAUGUUGUCUUUUUUGGUGAGACUUUGACGCCUCAAGUAAGGGAUCAAUCCCUCACAAUCGCAUUGGAAGCUUCUCGCCUUUUGGUACUCGGUACCUCACUCGCCACUUACUCCGCCUUCCGGUUGGUCAAACAAGCCUCAGAGAGUGACGGGUUAAAAGGUGUGGAGAAGAUGGACAGGAGGGCUGGAGAGGUGUUGAGGACGUAUUUGGAUGAUGUUCUAACAAACCAAACGACUCCAGAAUAUCAAGCUGUGAAGAAAUCAUUAGAUAAAGGCAUUAUAAAACUCCCACCGGAUGUCGAAGGACCAAGAGCGGAAGGUUAA
Messenger RNA from Tremella mesenterica DSM 1558, 1071 nucleotides. RefSeq lists its product as uncharacterized. Bases 1 to 1071 code for a protein of 356 amino acids. The record is from RefSeq and is a predicted model, not a curated record. Gene Ontology annotation, molecular function: NAD+ binding. Lineage: Eukaryota; Fungi; Basidiomycota; Tremellomycetes; Tremellales; Tremellaceae. The transcript is spliced from 10 exons.